AUGAAGACAUUGAUUCUGUUGAUCGGCGUACUAGCCGCGGUGGUUGCCACAUCCGUGGACCUCUCCAAAGUAAAACGUGUCGAGGAGUUGGACUCGUUUUGGUCUCAAUUGGCACCGCAACUUCAGCUGCUACGUCCCACGCGAAAUGGUUCCGAAAGUCGAAUCGUCAACGGGCAAGAAGCUCAACCGGGUCAAUUUCCCUACCAAGCACUGGUGUUGACCUUCUUCGCGGAUGGAAACAGCGGAUUGUGUGGUGGAACUGUAUUGACGCAAAAUUUCGUACUUACUGCUGCUCACUGCGUUGUAAUCGGUACUUUGGCCACUCAUGGUACUGCGAUUCUCGGCGCCCAUAAUCGCCAAGUGCAGGAACCAACCCAGCAAAGGAUCGACUUUGCUUCGAUUAACGUUCAUCCUAGUUAUAUCGCAUCGCUCCUUCGCAAUGACAUUGCCACCGUACGCCUUGCCAGUCCUGCCGUAUUCAACAAUGUUGUACAACCGAUUGAUCUUCCUGCGCUGUCCGAUACCAGAACCUUCGCCGGAAUGACCGGCUACAUCUCCGGCUUCGGACGGACUUCAGACGAAACGGGAUCACCAGCUUCCGAUGUGGUGAUGUACACCAGCAAUCCGAUUCUGACCAACGCCGACUGUCAAUCGGUUUGGAAUGCCAUCAUUAUUCAGGCACAGAACAUUUGCCUGUCCGCCGAAGGUGGACGCUCGGUUUGCAAUGGGGAUUCCGGUGGCCCUCUCGCCAUUCGGGAAAAUGGACGCAGUCUACAGGUCGGUAUCUCUUCGCUGGUACAUGCCUCCGGAUGUGCGUCCGGUUUUCCGGCUGGAUUCGUUCGUAUUACCCACUACCUGUCGUGGAUUGCUGAGAAUUCGGACGUUGUUUUGCGCAAUUAA
Sabethes cyaneus is the source of this 900-nucleotide messenger RNA. RefSeq names its product brachyurin-like. Gene Ontology annotation, molecular function: serine-type endopeptidase activity. NCBI's taxonomy places the organism in Eukaryota, Metazoa, Arthropoda, Insecta, Diptera, Culicidae. The record is from RefSeq and is a predicted model, not a curated record. Bases 1 to 900 code for a protein of 299 amino acids. Gene Ontology annotation, biological process: proteolysis. The transcript has a single exon.